AUGGAAGAUUACGAUGAAUCUUCUGUCAGUAAAAGAGGUAAGCGGCGUAGACUUAAAACCGAAGCAAGAGACUCUAAAAAGCGCGCAAAGUUAAAGCACAGGGACGAUUCUCUAGUCUUACCAAAAAGACGUUCAGAUCGUGUUUCCAAGAAGGAAAAAACGGUUGAUCAGCUAUGUGAAGAGUUAGGGAUAGAUGACGUAGAGAUGACCUACUCAACUGAAGACUUUGAAAACUGGACCAUCCAAAAACUAUUUGACCAGUAUGUUCGUCCUUUGAUAGCAAACAAAAACCCAAAUGCAUCGAAAGAAGACGUUCAAAAAGUGUUAGAUGCUAAGUGGAAAGAAUUCGCCAUAAUGAAUCCUUAUAUCCCAAAAGGAGAGGAAGACUUAGACGAUGAUUUCGACGAUGUUGACACGGAAACCCAGGAGGAUGAAGUUUCUGACAUCCGUAUUCACAAUAUGUCAUUCAAAAAACGUAAAGGUGCUAUGGGGAAGCACACGGUUCAAAUAUCUUCGGCCGGGUAUGCAACUCCACUUUCUACUGGAGCGGGCAGUGAGGCUCCCAGUCAGUCCCCUCCCCCUUCACCCGCUCAUGUACCAGCUGCAACACCGCCUUUGAAGAUUCGGAUAAGCAAGAAAAAGAAAAAGCGUGGUCGUAAAAAAAUUGAGGAGCAGUCUGUUGGAGGCCAUAACACAAGUGAUGAAGAAUUCGAACGACAGUUAGAAGAGGCCGAACUAGCUCAAGAUGAAGAACGUGAUCGUCGCAAGCAACGGGCAGGUAGGCGUCCUACUGCUGGUGGGAAUGGCCCUGGGUCCAAAUUAGUCGAUUCGAGUUUCCUGUCUAGUAAAGUAAACCAUACUCACCAGAAGACAACUGCUCGAUUUCCCCUGGUUGUUGCACGCACUUUUACGAAAAUCGGCGAGGAAGAAGGUUAUGAGACCGAUCAUCAGGAUUAUUGCGAAGUUUGUCAACAAGGAGGUGAAAUAAUGCUGUGUGAUACAUGUCCACGUGCAUAUCAUUUGGUGUGUUUAGAUCCAGAGUUAGAAGAAGCUCCAGAAGGAACUUGGUCUUGUCCCCAUUGUGAGAAGGAAGGUAUCACAUCCGUUUCUAAAGGAAAUAAGGAGUGUGAAGAUAGUGGAUCUGAACCAGCUGUAACAUCUGACAAGGAUGGAAAAAUAGUGUCUGCUGUUCACCCAACCUCUCCUGAAAAAGAUGAACAUCAAGAAUUUUGUACGGAAUGUAGAGAUGGUGGUGAUCUUAUUUGUUGUGAUAACUGUCCAGCUAGUUACCACAUAGCUUGUUUAAUUCCACCCCUAGCUAAUAUUCCUGAAGGAGUUUGGUUGUGUCCACGUUGUGGCUGUAAGCCACUAAAAGCCAAGGUGUGUAGAAUACUUACAUGGAGAUGGUUUGAACCUCCUAAAAUUACCGAUGAACUUGUCCAUACACACUAUCAUCAGCGUUCACAAGAACAGGUCCAUGAAGUAAAAAGUGAGGAAACGUUAAAUGCCGAAAUUGUGUCGGGGAAUGUUUGUACUGUUCCUGAUCAAGAUUCUAAAUCAGAUAACAUUCCAGUCAUCUCAGUACCAAUAGACUCGGAUAAAGCCGCUGUUAAAUUUUUAGAGGAUAAUGAAUCAAAACCUGUUAUAGAAGAUAGUAACUCUUUAAAUACAAAACCACAGCAUAUUUCAAUUAAACCACUUCACGUAAGACGUCCCACAAGAGAAUUUUUUGUCAAGUACUCAGAUUUGUCAUACUGGCACUCUGAAUGGCUCACUGAACUACAGUUAGAUGUUCACCACCCAAUCAUGCUGCGAAAUUAUUUCAAGAAAAAUGAUAUGGAAGAGCCUCCACUUCCUGAAGAUGGAAGCACCUAUAGGGGUCGAGCUCGUGAAAAGGUUGCAGAUCCCCACAAUUUAGAAGAACGCUUCUAUAAAUGGGGUGUUAGACCGGAAUGGUUACAACCGCAAAGGAUCAUCGACCAUAGAACUGGUAGAGGAGGUCAGACCUGGUAUCUAGUUAAAUGGCGUGAUUUACCAUAUGAUGAAUGCACAUGGGAAGCACGAGACGGUGAAGUUGUUGAUAUGGAUAAAUUCAUUGAAGAAUAUCGUACAAUGCGUAAGGUCUUCAUGGGACAUUUAUGUAGCACCGUGGGUCCUGAUGGUUCAUUGUCGGUUGUCAGUUUGUGCAAAAGACAUAAACCUGGUCGCCGUUCUUCAAAAGAGCUGGCUGCUGAAAAUUUAAGUCCUGAAUUACUCCGUAAACUACCACCAGAUAAAUGUUUGACAGAUUUAAAGAAACAAUACACUUCUCAACCAAGCUUUCUUGAUGAAACAGAUGGACAGUUGCAUGAAUACCAACUGGAAGGUGUCAAUUGGCUUAGGUUUUCCUUCGGUAACAAAAUCGACACAAUCUUAGCUGAUGAGAUGGGUUUGGGGAAAACGAUCCAAACAAUUGCUUUCCUUUAUUCUCUGUACAAAGAAGGUCAUUGUCGUGGUCCUUUCCUUGUUGCCGCUCCACUCUCAACAAUUAUUAACUGGGAGCGUGAAUUCGAGUUUUGGGCUCCAGAUCUUUAUGUGGUCUCUUACAUUGGCGAUAAAGACUCACGAACAGUUAUAAGAGAGCACGAAUUCUCAUUCGAUGAGGGUGCUGUCCGUGGUGGUGCUAAAGCUAUGAAAAUGAGAACCGGUACUUCAGUCAGAUUUCAUGUACUUUUAACAAGUUAUGAGUUAAUUAGCAUUGAUCAAGCUUUACUAGGCUCCAUAGACUGGGAAGUUCUUGUUGUAGAUGAGGCUCAUCGACUAAAAAAUAAUCAGUCAAAGUUUUUCCGUAUCUUAACAACCUAUAAAAUUGGAUAUAAGUUAUUGCUAACAGGAACUCCUCUUCAAAAUAAUCUAGAAGAACUUUUCCACCUACUACAUUUUAUGACCCCUGAGAAGUUCAACGAUAUGCAAGGGUUCUUAGAUGAGUUCGCUGAUAUAUCAAAAGAAGAACAAGUAAAAAAACUUCACGAUAUGCUUGGUCAACACUUACUUAGGCGUCUUAAGGCUGAUGUGCUACAGGACAUGCCAUCCAAAGGUGAAUUCAUCGUCAGAGUAGAGCUUAGUCCUAUGCAAAAGCGUUACUAUAAAUUUAUACUUACUCGUAACUUCGAGGCUCUGAGUUGUCGCAGUGGAGGUUCUCAAGUUUCUCUUAUCAAUAUUAUGAUGGACCUCAAGAAGUGUUGCAAUCACCCUUUCCUUUUUCCAUCUGCGGCUGAGGAGGCACAGCGUAUGCCCAAUGGUGCUUAUGAAGGUGUCGGACUACGGAAAGGUUCUGGGAAACUGGAACUUAUGAGCAAAAUGCUGCGCAAAUUGUAUGAAACAAAACAUCGUGUGCUGAUUUUCUCUCAAAUGACUAAGAUGUUAGACCUGUUAGAGGACUUUUUAGAUUCUGAAGGUUAUAAAUUUGAAAGGAUCGAUGGUGCAGUUACAGGACAGCUUCGUCAAGAUGCUAUAGAUCGUUUUAAUGCCCCUGAUUCUCUCUCCUUUGCGUUUUUAUUAUCCACCAGGGCAGGAGGUCUAGGCAUAAAUUUAGCUUCCGCAGAUACAGUCAUCAUAUAUGAUUCGGAUUGGAACCCACAUAAUGACAUCCAAGCAUUUUCUCGUGCCCAUCGUAUCGGUCAGUCCAAUAAAGUUAUGAUUUAUCGGUUUGUUACUCGUGGAACAGUUGAAGAACGUGUUACACAAGUGGCUAAAAAGAAAAUGAUGCUGACUCAUUUAGUUGUUCGUCCUGGUUUAGGCGGUAAAGGUUCAUGUCAAAUGUCUAAAAAAGAACUGGAUGAUAUUCUUAAAUUCGGAACUGAAGAUCUGUUCAAGGAAGGCGAAGAGAGCAUGGAAGAUGAACACACUAUCGUUUAUGAUGAUGCUGCUAUUGAGCGUUUAUUGGAUCGUAGCCAGCAAGGGUUAGAAGAAAAAGCUUUAGAAAUGAACGACUAUUUAACCUCCUUCAAAGUUGCUCAUUAUGAAAAGAAAGGAGUUAUUGAAGAAGAAGAUGAUGAAUCGGAGGAUGAAGAUGAAAAUCGUGAAGUUAUCAAACAGGAACUUGAUCCAGCAGAUCCAACGUAUUGGGAAAAGUUAUUGCGCCAUCACUUCGAACAAGCUCAAGAAGAUCAAGCUCGAGCUCUUGGGAAAGGUAAAAGAGUUCGAAAACAAGUUAACUACUCAACAAAUCAAGAAGAAGAAGAAGAGUGGAAUCAGGCUAUGACUGACCAUGAUAGUGACUUUUCUAACAAAGAUGAAGAUGACGAUGAAUAUGAUGAGCGUACGGGUGCAGCCGGUGGCGAUGUUCCCGUUAUGAGUCGUCGCACUCGGCGUGAACGUGAAGGUAAAAUGCCUCCACUUUUGUCUCGCGUUAAUGGACAGAUUGAAGUACUAGGCUUUAAUGCUCGUCAGCGUCGCUCAUUUCUCAAUGCAGUUAUGCGGUAUGGACUACCUCCACGUGAUCAACCUUGGAUGGUCAGGGAUUUAAGAUGUAAGCCUGAUCGAGUGUUUCGAGCUUAUGUUUGUUUAUUUAUGCGUCACCUUUGUGAACCUGAAACAGAGAAUUCUGAUAGUUUCAGUGAUGGAGUUCCCCGAGAGGGCUUAUCUACUCAACAUGUUCUUAGUCGUAUCGGAAUUAUGGUUCUUGUUCGAAAAAAGGUUCAAGAAUUUGAAAAAAUUAACGGUCACUGGAGUAUGCCAAACUUAGAACCAAAACCUGAAAUGGUAGAUGGCCAGUUGUCAAAAGCUGAAGAUCCUGAAGAAGGGUGUUCAAAGAGUGGCGGAGAUUCAGCCGAUCGUUCUGGAUUCCAGGAAACAGAUAACAAACAGCCUAUAAUCAACGAUGUUGCUACUUUUACCAAAGAAAAAACAGUAAGCAGUAAAGCAAACGUAAACGGCGAAGAAUCCUGCAUAGCAGAUGAUGCUUCUAAAGCCAGUGAUAUGACUGAUCCCAUGGAAAUCGAUGAAUUACGCGUUUCUGUAGGACAAAAUAAAGUGGUAGACGAUCCACCAGCAAAUAUAAAGCCUGAGUUGCAUGUAGAUUCUAUGGGCGUUCCAACAGAAUGUGUAGAAAAGGAGGAUGGGAAUCUGGAGCACUUACAAAACACAAAUGCUAGAGUUAGCCAUCGUUUUAUGUUCAACAUCGCUGACGGUGGUUUCACUGAACUUCAUACAAUAUGGUUAAAUGAACAGCGUGCGUUAAUAAAAGACAGAGAGGCCGAAAUAUGGCACCGCCGUCACGAUUACUGGCUUCUGGCUGGUGUAGUACAACAUGGAUAUGGAAGAUGGCAGGAUAUACACAAUGACCCUCACUAUGCAAUUGUAAAUGAGCCAUUUAAGAAUGAAACUCAGAAAGCCAACUUUUUGGAAAUUAAGAACCGCUUUUUGGCUCGCCGCUUCAAACUUUUAGAACAAGCUCUAAUAAUCGAAGAGCAACUCCGUCGAGCAGCCCUUCUAAAUAUAGCAGCAGACCAGUCCGAGCACAUACAAAGCUUGAACAGACGAUUUACAGAACUUGAAUGUUUGGCUACAGGACAACUUCACUUAUUCAAUGAUGCACUUGCCGGAAACAAAGCUUUAGUACCAUUGCUACACAAAGUGUUAACACUUAUGGAAGACAUCCUGGUUGACAUGAAACAAGACGUUGCCCGACUGGUCAAUUUAUUACCUCGAUUGCCUCCGGUCACUCAGCGCUUACAACUCAGUCAUACAGGACUCCUUGGGAAACUUACACAACAACUCACUGCCAACAAAAACGCUCAGUCGGUACAGGCUCUUAAACAGACCGAAGUUAAAGAAGAGAGUGUGAAUCUUGCCACACCAACUUCGGAAAACCAGCAACCAUAA
Molecule: messenger RNA, 5865 nt
Organism: Schistosoma rodhaini
Lineage: Eukaryota; Metazoa; Platyhelminthes; Trematoda; Strigeidida; Schistosomatidae
Source: the annotation of a GenBank genome assembly